Messenger RNA from Paramacrobiotus metropolitanus, 4186 nucleotides. RefSeq lists its product as uncharacterized. Gene Ontology annotation, molecular function: ATP binding; actin filament binding; protein kinase activity. The coding region runs from base 142 to 4050 and encodes 1302 amino acids. NCBI's taxonomy places the organism in Eukaryota, Metazoa, Tardigrada, Eutardigrada, Parachela, Macrobiotidae. The transcript is spliced from 15 exons. The record is from RefSeq and is a predicted model, not a curated record. Gene Ontology annotation, biological process: actin cytoskeleton organization; protein phosphorylation.
UUUUUCCUGUCUCACAUUCUGUACUGUAGUCUGUAACAGUUUGCCUUUUAAACUCUUUCUGGACAGAAAUGAACGAAUAAAAUGACCGUCAAUGGUUUUUUUACUAUAUCAUAACAUUACGGUAACAAUAACGUUGAAAAUAUGGCCACUAAUCGUCGAAUUUCGAGUAACGCUUCACCUGGAGCCGACGCGGGUGUUAUGGAAUACGGCACGUCCAUCCUGAAUGUCGCCGAUGGCGUAAAAUUUGACCAGGUUACUAGAUCAUCGCCCCGUGUGGGACACCACCCGGCGAGUCCCGAGGAUAAUGAUGGUAUCGGAAAGCGUCAGUCUAAACAGAGAAAACGGAACAACAGCAGCAAGUCUCCCGUACCAACAGGCAACCGGAAAGUCAUCCGCAAGAAAUCUGUUGACAUCAGCAACAGCAGCAAGAAAUCCAGGGCAAACCUUUCAAAAGCAGAAUUGCUCAAAUGGCGUCUGUACAAAGAUGGGCAUUACUUUUAUCAAUGCCCCUAUUGCGGCAAACGUGGAAAGGUUGCGUGGGGAUGGAAUCGUGAUGCCUGCAAGAACCACUUGUUAGGCAAGACAGGAAAUAACUAUCAAUAUCCUUGUGCAGCAUGGAGUGAUGGCUUGGAGAAGGCGGACUACGAAAAGGGUUUUAUGCCACAGCGCUUUAUGAUAUUCCAACGAUGCGAUGACGAUGGCAUAAUGGGCCCUUGGAAGAAGUCACCAUGGACUUUGAGAGAUUGUGAGCGGGGUGCUGUGCCAGUGUCGGCUACGGAGGACAUGCGGCAGCCGACGCGAAAAUGGUACAGUGUCGACCCGCGCGUCCCCGGAAACUCGGCGUUUCCGUCUGGCUCGUCGGUCCUGUCUAGCUCUUCAAUCCCGUCUAGUUCUGCUGCGACGAAAAAACGCAAGCGUCCGGAUACAGUGUCGUCGUUUGUCUCGCAGCUGACACGGUCGGUCGCAAAUAGCGAAGAGAAGAGAUCUACCAGUAAAUAUUCGCUGCGUAGUAAGAAAAACAUCGACUCACAUUUGGACGAUACUUCAUUCAAACGCCCUUCCCCCGUGGCGCACAGCCCUGUGAAACGACGUCUGCGAAUCAAGCCGGUCGAUUCAGACACCACAACGCCCGUCACGGGCCUCGUAGAUGCAGAUGAUAACGGGCAGGUGGUGUUACCCUGCUCAGCAAGUGAUACAAGUAUAUCUCUGGACCCUGCUCAAAUCUCAGCAUUUAUCCAGAAUUCGCUUUCUCCCGUUGCAACAUUUCCUUUUGAGUGUCAUCUCAGUAAUCUACCGGGAUCCGAGUGCGCAUCCAGAUCGGUCGGAUUAGCACAAUCAGCUGCUGGGAUCGUAGGUACUACGGCUCGUGGAUGUGAACAAGAUGAACGGCUGGAGGAUGGACACAUCAUCGAGGACAAACCGGGAAAUAAAACUUGGCGUACGGGAUCUGCUGUUAGGCAGGGAUGCUUUGCGGAUGUGUAUCUAGUUUCCGACAUGACAACCGGAUCAGUUGCAGAUGGAGCGGCGAAAUAUGUCCUGAAACUGAAUCGGGUGGAUGAUGUAUCGCGUAAUGAGGAGGCUUUCUACAGGGCAGUUGCGAAACCUGAGUCAAUUGCUACAUUCCGGCGUGAACGCAGCAUCAAAUCUGUCGGCAUCAUGGAAUACAUUUCUAGUGGUGUUGUGGAAGUCCGUGGGAAAAAUUUGCGAUGGCUUAUUUUACCCCGUUUAGACCGGAGCGUUCAGCAGAUUUUGGAUGAACGUCACGGAAUGCUUUCACGGAAAUGCGUGAUAUUGUUGGCCUUACAGCUGUUGGAUACGCUGGAAUAUAUCCAUAAUCAGGGAUAUGCGCAUGCGGAUUUGAAGGCCACCAAUCUGAUGACUGGUCUCAGUCCCGCGGACGCUUUGCAAGUGUAUCUGAUUGAUUUCGGAAUGGUCAAACGGUUUAUGGACGAUAACAAGCACAUUUCCUAUGCUGAAAAGCCGGAUGCUCCACUGGCCGGAACUCUUGAGCUGACCAGUUGUGAUGCUCACAAGAGAGCGGUUCCAUCUCGGCGAGGUGAUAUGCAGAUACUGGGAUUUAAUCUGGUCAAAUGGCUCACUGGAGCACUGCCAUGGUCGCGCUGUGAGGAUGCCGCUGUUGUGCACAAUUUGAAAAUAGGGUUUAUAGCCAGUCAAGAUGACUUCUUCCGUGUGACCUUCCCUACUAGCGCCCCUGUUGAGAUUAUGAAUUUCUUCAGAUCCAUCCAAAGUUUGAAAUACGAUGAAGAGCCGAAGUACGCUGAGCUGCGGGGAUUUUUUCAAACUGCUGCCCAAGAUGCAGAUGCCGUUGAAGGAGAACUUUUUUCGACCGCAGCAACUGCAUACGGAAGUAUGAAUUCCUCCGUAUCCAACGCCAGUUGCGAUAGUGAGGAGCCGGUUCGCGUAUCAACUGAUACGCCGUUGCUGGAAGACGCAGCCACCCGCAUCGACCAUGAGCCACAUCACACCGGAGUUUUUGAUGAUCAGAUAUUGGUAGCGGAAUAUAGAACGGCAGUUUUGCGCUUCUUGAAAACUGGCAAACAAUCGCCAUAUUCGGCAUUUUAUCAGCGAGUGCCUACAAUGUCCCCCGAAGAGAUUCUCCAAAAGUUUUCUAGUGAACAACCAUCGAUUAUGACCCGGGAGUUGUUAGAACUCAUCUGCAAACCUCGUCUUAUAGACGACAUCGGUAAGCGGAGUGUGGAGAAUGAAGGACUGCUGAAUGAAGGUCUUCUGAAACAGAAGCUUGACGGAUUGAGUAAGGAAAAAACCUGUGUCCAGUGUCAGACGGAUAUAGAGCCGAGCCAUGAUACCGUCGACAGGCGGGAUCUGGAACAGAAGAUUGCGGCUUGCGAAGAGCAGAUUGAAACUCUGCGCAAAGAGAGUGGCGAGUUCCGAACCGCCCGCGAUCAUGCUCAAGAGCAACUGGAGGAAGCCAAACGCGACCGGCUCAAAGUGGACGCGGAAUCCCAGCACCGUAUAACGCUACUGGAGCAGGAACUGGCCUCCAAAACCAGCAAGCAACAGCAGACGUCUGGUGAAGCCGCUUCCCUACGGGCGCUCUGUUCAGUGCACGAUGAGCAGCUCCGAAAAGCCAGCCAAGAGCGAGACCAGUCCGCGGCGGAAGUUACUCGCCUCUCCAAGUUGCUCCAGACUACCAAACAAGAGAGGGACCAGAUGACUGACGCCAUGCAGAAGUUGCAGAGUCAGGUUGACGAACUGCGGAGUGAACGCGAGAUGGACCGUCGUCGAACACAGGAGCUGGAGCAAAAGGGAAGCCGAACCACUCAGUCGUUCCCGUCUCCCAUGUGGAAGUUUUAUCAAAAGAAAACCUUUGUGCGUUGGGCCAAUGAGCAGCUGAAGAAGGUGCAACUGUGUGUGAAUGAUCUAGAGAAGGACUUUAGUGACGGGCACCGCCUUAUUGCUCUACUGAAAGUCAUUAGCGGCCGCUCUUUACCACAACACACAGAAAAGGCUGUGAUACGCUCCAAAAAAUUGGCGAAUAUCAGACUAGCCCUGGCAUUUCUCGAGGAGGAAGGCGUGGAUCUCGGAGUUAUUGAUUGUAGUGACAUCCUUGACGGGAGACCAGAUCAAAUUUUAGUAUUAAUGUGGAAUUUGAUAUCGCAUUAUUCCCUGUCCAAGCCGAACUGGGAAGGCGAUGCGGAUAGUGAAGGGCAGGAGAAGAAACGUACGCCCAAACAGCGUCUCCUUACGUGGAUUAACAAAAAAGUGCCGAAUUUGUCGAUUAGUAAUUUCAGUUCCGACUGGGCGGACGGCAUGGUGUUUGACGCGCUAGUCAACGCCAUGAAAGCAGAUCUCUGCGAGGACUGGCAGAACUGGGCGCCGUCUGAUGCAGAACACAGUGCAACUGUGGCAAUGACCCUGGCGGAGAAAUGGUUUGGUGUGCCACAGCUGCUCAGCCCGGAGGACAUGAUCAACCCCCACACUGACGAUCAGAGCAUGAUGACGUAUCUGGCGCAGUUCCCCAACGCUGAACAGCGAGCACCGGAAAUGAAUAUAAGCAUAGUUCAAUAGCUGAUUACAGUUCACAUUGUAGCAGUGCUUCGAUUGAGUGGUCUCUGAACGUAUACAAUGGCCGCGUGGCCUAAUGGUUAAGGUUAAAAUUCAUUUUGCUAAUGGUUAAAAUUUAUUUCAGAGAAAAUUAAACAAA